Messenger RNA from Vicia villosa (hairy vetch), 3679 nucleotides. RefSeq names its product villin-3. The transcript has 24 exons. Gene Ontology annotation, molecular function: actin filament binding. Lineage: Eukaryota; Viridiplantae; Streptophyta; Magnoliopsida; Fabales; Fabaceae. The coding region runs from base 311 to 3256 and encodes 981 amino acids. The record is from RefSeq and is a predicted model, not a curated record. Gene Ontology annotation, biological process: actin filament severing; cytoskeleton organization.
GGUUUUCAUUUUCAUCUUCGUCAUAAUUCAUUCAUACCUUUGUCUCUGCAACUCUCUGAAAUUGCAAAUCUCAAAAGCCUAAAAAGUUAGAGAGAGAGGAAAAAACAUCAAUUAUUCACUUUCUUCUUCUCUCUCUUUAUUGCCAGCUCUUCAACUUGUCCUCCCAUAACCUCUUUCUUCUUUUUUCUUUCUUUCUCUCUCUCACACACACACCAUCAUCAUCAUCACACCCUGAGAUCUCAGUGGAUUAUUUUCGAACUUCUCGACGAUUUUUGCUGAAAAAACAGUACUUUAGAAGGAAGUUUCAGCUAUGUCUAGCGCUACUAAAGGGUUGGAACCAGCAUUCCAAGGAGUAGGCCAAAAAGUAGGGACUGAAAUAUGGAGGAUUGAGAAUUUUCAGCCAGUUCCAUUGCCAAAAUCUGAUUAUGGGAAAUUCUACAUGGGAGAUUCUUACAUUAUCUUGCAGACAACACAAGGCAAAGGAGGCAAUUAUUUGUUUGAUAUUCACUUCUGGAUCGGAAAGGAUACAAGUCAGGAUGAAGCUGGAACUGCAGCCAUUAAAACUGUUGAAUUGGAUGCAUCCCUUGGAGGACGUGCAGUGCAGCACAGGGAAAUCCAAGGGCAUGAGUCUGACAAGUUUUUGUCAUACUUUAAGCCAUGUAUUAUACCAUUAGAAGGAGGUGUUGCAUCUGGCUUCAAAACACCAGAAGAAGAGGAGUUUGAAACGCGUUUGUAUGUAUGCAAAGGAAAAAGAGUUGUCAGAAUAAAACAGAUCCCUUUUGCACGGUCUUCGCUGAAUCAUGAUGAUGUAUUCAUCUUAGACACUAAGGAAAAGAUUUAUCAAUUCAAUGGUGCAAAUUCCAAUAUUCAAGAAAGAGCAAAGGCUUUGGAAGUUAUUCAGUUGUUGAAGGAAAAGUAUCAUGAAGGGACAUGCAAUGUUGCAAUUGUCGAUGAUGGAAAGUUGGAUACCGAGUCAGACUCUGGUGAAUUUUGGGUCCUCUUUGGUGGUUUUGCUCCCAUUGGGAAGAAGGUCAUCAGCGAAGAUGAUAUUGUUCCAGAGACCAUUCCUGCUCAACUUUACAGUAUUGCUGAUGGUGAGGCCAAGUCUGUGGAAGGUGAACUCUCUAAGUCACUAUUGGAGAACAACAAAUGCUAUUUACUGGACUGUGGUGCUGAGGUGUUUGUCUGGGUUGGCCGAGUAACACAAGUUGAUGAAAGAAAAGCUGCUUGUCAAGCUGCUGAGGACUUUGUUACAAGUCAAAAAAGACCAAAAGCUACAAGGAUAACAAGGGUUAUUCAAGGUUAUGAGACACAUUCAUUUAAAUCCAACUUUGAUUCUUGGCCAUCAGGAUCUGCUUCCACUGCUGGCGCCGAGGAAGGAAGAGGAAAAGUUGCAGCUUUGCUGAAGCAACAAGGUAUGGGUGUCAAGGGAGCUGCGAAAAGUACUCCAGUUAAUGAGGAAAUUCCACCUUUGCUUGAAGCUGGUGGAAAAUUGGAGGUAUGGAUAAUCAAUGGAAGUGCUAAGACUCCAUUACCUAAGGAAGAUAAUGGUAAAUUUUAUAGUGGAGAUUGUUACAUAGUGCUUUACACUUACCACUCUGGUGAGAGGAAGGAAGACUACUUCUUGUGCUGUUGGUUUGGAAAACACAGCAUUGAGGAGGAUCAAAAGAUGGCUACUCGGUUGGCUACUACAAUGUCCAACUCCCUAAAGGGUAGACCUGUUCAGGGUCGCUUAUUUGAUGGUAAAGAAUCACCACAGUUUGUUGCUCUUUUCCAACCUAUGGUUGUCCUCAAGGGAGGAUUGAGCUCCGGUUACAAAAAAUUAGUUGCUGAGAAAGGUUUGCCAGAUGAGACUUACUCAGCAGAGAGUAUUGCUCUUAUUCGGAUUUCUGGAACAUCCACUCAUAAUAAUAAAACAGUGCAAGUUGAUGCAGUGGCAACAUCAUUGAAUUCUACCGAGUGUUUUCUUCUGCAAUCUGGCUCAACAGUUUUUACUUGGCAUGGCAACCAAUCUUCUAUUGAACAGCAGCAGCUUGCAGCAAAAGUUGCUGAGUUUUUAAGGCCAGGAGUUGCUUUAAAGCAUGCUAAAGAAGGAACAGAAACCUCAGCUUUCUGGUCUGCUGUUGGAGGAAAACAAAGUGUCACUAGCAAAAAAGUCACUAAUGAUAUUGUUAGAGACCCACAUUUGUUUACUUUGUCAUUUAAUAAAGGAAAAUUACAGGUAGAAGAGCUUUACAAUUUUUGCCAGGAUGAUCUGUUAACAGAAGAUAUCCUCGUACUUGACACACAUGCAGAAGUGUUUGUUUGGAUUGGUCAGUGUGUGGAUACAAAAGAAAAGCAAAAUUCUUUUGAAAUUGCCCAGAAAUACAUAGAAAAGGCUGCAUCUCUGGACGGACUAUCUCCUCAAGUACCACUAUAUAAAGUUACCGAAGGGAAUGAACCUUGCUUUUUCACAACAUAUUUUUCUUGGGAUCAUGCAAAAUCUACGGUCCAAGGAAACUCAUUCCAGAAAAAGUUGGCAUUGUUAUUUGGGAUUGGUCAUUCUGUUGAGGAAAAAUCUAAUGGGUCAAGUCAAGGGGGACCACGACAAAGAGCAGAAGCUUUGGCUGCCUUAAAUAAUGCAUUCAAUUCAUCUCCCGAGACAGCACCCAGUACGGAUAGAUUGAAUAGCUUAAAUCAAGGAGGACCAAGGCAAAGAGCAGAAGCUUUAGCUGCCUUAAACUCUGCAUUCAGUUCAUCAUCGGGAACUAAAGUUGUUACACCUAGGAAAUCUCCUAGAGGUCAAGGAUCACAAAGGGCAGCUGCAGUAGCUGCUCUUUCUAAUGUUCUCACUGCUGAAAAGAAGAAACAAUCACCUGACGGUUCUCCUGUGGCAAGCAGUAGUCCUGUUGUUGAAAGUAACACUCCCGAUGCUAAAAGUGAAACUGCCCCUUCUGAAUCGGAAGGUCCUGAAGAAGUUACAGAAACCAAGGAGGCAGAGGAACUUGCUCCUGAAACUGGUAGCAAUGGAAAUUCAGAAACAAAACAAGAAGACGUGGAGGAUGGAAAUGAUAACCAAAAUAGUCAAAGUGUCUUCACUUAUGAGCAAUUAAAGGCUAAAUCUGGGAGUCAUCUGUCUGGAGUUGAUCUUAAACGCAGGGAGGCUUAUCUGUCAGAAGAAGAGUUUCAAACCGUGUUUGCGAUAUCAAAAGAAGCAUUCUCUAAGUUACCAAGAUGGAAGCAAGACAUGCUGAAAAGAAAAGUUGAUUUGUUCUAGACAUCCAGUUAUUACAAUGUGCUGCUUAUGCGCAUCCAAAUAUACCUUUCUUGAGUUGUCUUGAAAUGCAGUUAUCUGUUGAAUGGUGUGGUUUUUUUUUGGUAUAUACCAUACUUGGAUUCCUAUGCAUAUCACUUUGGUUUUGGCCUAUAAUGGACGUAGCUAUGGUUAGUGUGGAGAUUGAUUUAUAGUUUCUCUGUUUAAGUUGAUGAUGUCUCAUCCUCUUGUAAUGUUCACAUAUUGUUGUAGCAACAAAGACAGUGAACGCUGGACAGGUUUUAUUCUUACAUUUGGUCAAGUUUGUAUUGUUAAGGUGUGGUUUUGAUUUUCUUUUGUUGCUAUUGGUUAGGUGGCGGGUGUAUAUGUAUUGCAUGUUAUACUGUGAAUCUCAAUAUAAAAGAAUGAAAAUUUGUUGGUUUGUUA